This is a messenger RNA of Pseudozyma hubeiensis SY62, 819 nucleotides long. RefSeq names its product ribonuclease. Bases 1 to 819 code for a protein of 272 amino acids. Lineage: Eukaryota; Fungi; Basidiomycota; Ustilaginomycetes; Ustilaginales; Ustilaginaceae. The transcript has a single exon. The record is from RefSeq and is a predicted model, not a curated record. Gene Ontology annotation, cellular component: extracellular region. Gene Ontology annotation, biological process: RNA catabolic process. Gene Ontology annotation, molecular function: RNA binding; ribonuclease T2 activity.
AUGCGCAAUCUCAUCUCCCACACCUUGGCAGCAGCCAUCAGCGUCCAACUGGCUCUCACCGCCUCGCUUCCCCAAGCACCCUUCCACCUCAACACCUCGCUCGACACGUGCCUCUCCUGCUCCACCUCCCCCGUCUGCCCUCUCGAUCCCUGUCAGACCAACACACCCGGUGGACUGCUCCUGCUCACCCAAUUCUGGGACUACUCCCCCGCCAUCGGCCCCUCCGACGCAUGGACCAUCCACGGUCUCUGGCCCGACACCUGCACCGGUGGCUUCGACCAGUACUGCGACCCUCGUCGAAACAACAACAACAUCGCCUCCGUCCUCCGCUCCUCCUCCGACCCUUCCGCCGCCUCGACCCUCGACACCAUGAACCAGUAUUGGCUAGCGCUCAACGGAAACGAUGGUCAACUCUGGUCUCACGAGUGGAACCGUCACGGAACGUGCGUCUCCACCCUCUCCCCCACCUGCUACUCUUCCACCUCUUCCACCGGUUACACUCACAACCAAGACAUCGUCGACUUCUUCACCACCACCGUCUCCCUCUACCACAAGUACAACAUCUUCGAAACCCUCCAAAAGGCAGGAAUCACUCCCAGCAGAACCCAGACGUACACCUUGGAUCAACUGCACACCGCUGCCAGAAACGCGUGGGGCAAAGACGCCGUUUUCAGGUGCAAAAACGGCGCUCUCAACGAAGCGUGGAUCUACUUCCACACUAAAGGAAGAAGUACGAAUGCCGACGCUUUCGUGCAGGGUGACCCGCUGAGAUCCAACAACAGGUGUCCGCAGAGCGGCAUCAGGUACUUACCCAAGUGA